This is a messenger RNA of Drepanopeziza brunnea f. sp. 'multigermtubi' MB_m1, 1095 nucleotides long. RefSeq lists its product as uncharacterized. The record is from RefSeq and is a predicted model, not a curated record. NCBI's taxonomy places the organism in Eukaryota, Fungi, Ascomycota, Leotiomycetes, Helotiales, Drepanopezizaceae.
AUGGCGCCCAACGUCUUACUGGCUGCCAAAAAGGCAACCUGCCCCUGGGAAUGGCGCAUAUUCAGUUCCAAGGACCAACCCGGCAAGCAUCAAAGACUAUAUUUUGGCCAACAACCAAUUAAAGGCAUCUACUCAGUCGCAGCCAACAACAAGCACUACCUCGUAGCCAUCAAGCCAAACAGAAGCCCCGAUGUCGAUGGCAUUUUCAGAAAGAACACGCGCAAGAACAUCUGCCAAAGGACACCCUUCGUUGACUCCAACACCAAGUCGGGAAAUGAGGGUGCAGUGACGCCCGGGCAAGAGACAGCUACAGAGGCCAGAUCAAUGACAUAUGAUGGCAACUCAAAAGCAUCUGAAAUCAGCAUAAAGAGCCGACUGACUGAGUCGGCCAACGGAGAUAGCAAGACAAGCAAUAGCACUAAGUCGAGCACUUCAAUAAGCUUUGUCCAAAGCCCAGUUGUACAACCGAACAAGGAGAUCCACACCGUGGAAUAUACAUUAAACAAGAAGGGUACCUUCCCGCACCAGAAAUCGCCAUCCAGUAAGGAGACGAAGGGUUACAGACGCCGCUUCAUGUCACCGCCGCUAGCAACGAUAGCGAAGCCGAACAGUCAAAAGAACAACACUACGAGGAAGACAACUGGAGUGCAGAAGAUUGAUCUCAAUGGCUACAGAUUCCUCGCUAAGCCACUUGAGAUCGAGUUCAAUGCUAUCACCAACCGGCUGAUGUUCCGCGCCGAAGUCGAGGCGCGGAAAGCUGUAGGACUUUUGUGUAGGACCACGAAGUGUGAGUGUCAGGGAAAAGGUGGUGCUACGUGCGGGAAUACUGUCAGGAAGGAGAUGUUUGUUCUGGAUGAUAGUCUGAGUUGGAUCGUUCUUGAGAGGGAGAGGAAGCACCCGUACAAGGAGGGCGAGGCGCUCUACAUGAUCGAUGAGUACGGAGAGGGCAUGAUGCGCCAGAGUGCGAGGGAGGCGAGGUGCAGCGAGAUUAGGAUCCAGAUGAUGAAGGGCAAGUUUGUGGUUGCCGAGGAUGAGGAUCGUUACGCGCUUCUUCUGAAGUAUUUAGGGCUUGAGUUUGGAAGUUUGGAUAUCUAA